ACUUCCGGGGUAGAGUUCAGGAUAUAUUGAUGGUGGCCACAUGCGUGUGGCAGUGCAGUUGUGAAGUAAAUAAGUAAAAUAGAACUGCAACUACUCAAGCACCUGCAAAAUGAAGGACACACCGCUGUCUAACUGUGAGCGGGAUUUCCUGCUCAAAGCCAUAGAAGAGAAAAAGCGCCUGGAUGGACGACAGACCUACGACUACAGAAAGAUGAAGAUCACGUUCGGGACUGACUAUGGAUGCUGCUUUGUGGAUCUCGGAAGAACCAGGGUCAUGGCCCAGGUGUCAGGUGAGCUGGUGGCUCCUAAAGAGAAUCGACCAAACGAGGGAAUCAUGUUCUUCAACAUCGAGCUGUCACCCAUGGCCUCACCAGCAUUUGAACAAGGCAGACAGUCCGAGUUGUCAGUGAAGCUUAACAGACAGCUGGAGAGAUGCUUGAGGAACUCCAAGUGCAUUGAUACAGAGUCCCUGUGUGUGGUGUCUGGAGUAAAGGUGUGGCAGAUCAGAGUGGACGUUCACAUGUUGAAUCACGAUGGGAACCUGAUGGAUGCAGCCAGCAUCGCUGCCAUCACCGCUCUGUGCCACUUCAAGCGUCCUGAUGUCGGCAUCCAGGGAGAUGAAGUUACUGUGUACAGUCCAGAAGAGAGGGACCCCAUUCCUCUGAGUAUCUACCACAUGCCCAUCAGUGUCAGCUUCUCCUUCUUCCAACAAGGAACCUACCUGCUGGUGGAUCCCUGUGAACGGGAGGAGCGGGUGAUGGACGGCCUGCUGAUGAUCGCCAUGAACAAACACAGAGAAAUCUGCUCCAUCCAGUCCAGCGGGGGCAUCAUGUUGCUUAAAGAGCAGGUUAUGAGAUGCAGUAAAAUAGCCAGCGUCAAAGUGUCUGAAAUCACAGAACUCAUCAGCAAAGCCCUGGAGAACGACAAGAGAGCAAGAAAAGCAGGUGGUAGGUGUGGUUUUGCGGAGUCUAUGCCACAGGAGCGGAUCACAGCUCUGAAAACGGACGAGACCUCGGUGGAGAUGACUGAUGCAUCAGAAACAGCAAAUGACAUCGUCCAGAAAGCUGAGGUCCCGCUUCAAACGGUCCCUUCCCCAGUGGUGCCCGCUCCAGGGGUAGGGCAGGUGGGUGAGGGCCUGCAGAACACUUGGGGACUGGAAGAGGAGGAGGAUGGUGAUGAAGAGGAGGAAGAACAACAAAUGGAAGAAGAACAAGAUGAAAAGGAGGACAGUAGAGAAGGAGAUGUGGUUGAGAUAUCUGACAGUGAAGAGGAGGAAGUGGUCAUACUUCAUCCAGAGACACAGGACAAAACUUCUAAAAAGGCUGCAUCCAGUUCCAACCAGAAGGGGGCAGAGACGUCAAAGCAGAGAAAGAAAAAUUGAAAGCAAGAACUCCUUGACCACAAACUGUAUAUAAGCCUCAAAAACUGCAGCAUGUCUUCAUAAGAAAUACGUCUUUAUGGCUGAAAAUUUGGAUCAAAUAGAUGUUACAGUACAUAGAAACUUGGAUUCUUACUGAAGAAGGGAUAGUUUAGUUCUUGUUUUUAGCCCUUUCAAUGGAUUUAAAAAUCGUACUGUGCUUGUAUAGAACAUUUUUUACAGUUUUUGUAAAAGGUUUUUGAAAAAAAAAAAAAAAGUUAUUCUCAUCAGAGUUCGAUGUUAAGCAUACGUUUACAUUUGCAGUUUACAAGUAGCAAACUGAUGGAAUUUGUAAGAAAAAAGACAACUGUGUUGCUAAUUGGGAAACAAAAUAAAAAUGAAAAUAUAUAAAUAUG
Eleginops maclovinus (Patagonian blennie) is the source of this 1773-nucleotide messenger RNA. RefSeq names its product exosome component 9 (gene exosc9). The coding region runs from base 110 to 1381 and encodes 423 amino acids. The record is from RefSeq and is a predicted model, not a curated record. The transcript is spliced from 12 exons. Gene Ontology annotation, molecular function: mRNA 3'-UTR AU-rich region binding. Gene Ontology annotation, biological process: nuclear mRNA surveillance; U4 snRNA 3'-end processing; TRAMP-dependent tRNA surveillance pathway. NCBI's taxonomy places the organism in Eukaryota, Metazoa, Chordata, Actinopteri, Perciformes, Eleginopidae. Gene Ontology annotation, cellular component: nuclear exosome (RNase complex); cytoplasmic exosome (RNase complex).